Molecule: messenger RNA, 6342 nt
Organism: Acipenser ruthenus (sterlet)
Lineage: Eukaryota; Metazoa; Chordata; Actinopteri; Acipenseriformes; Acipenseridae
Product: polypeptide N-acetylgalactosaminyltransferase 12
Exons: 10
Coding region: 1077-2822 (581 amino acids)
Cellular component (GO): Golgi apparatus
Source: RefSeq, a predicted model, not a curated record
CACAUAUAUACCGAUAAUUAUAGAAUCAGCUGUAAAAAUAAAUAAAUAAAUAAAUAAAGUAGCAAAGUCCACCUCAGAGACAAUUAAAAUAUGUAUUUUUUUUGCAGGUACAAGAAAAAAAAAAUCGCAUUUAUUUGAAACACAACUCAGCACAGUCACGUGAUGCGUCUUCGGCCCUACCUGCAGCGUACCCGGAUGCAGUCAGACUUUACCAUCAAACUUUUAUUUUUGUUUGUUAAGAAAGUACAUGUGAAUGCGAAACAUCUAUAUAUUUGUUGUAUACAAGUCCACGGUUAACACCAAACAGAACACAACUGUCGCCGUUUGGAAAUGUGUUUUCAACAUAUGUUGCCAGCUUAGACAGACGAAAAAAACUUUAUGUAAAAAAUAAAAAAAAUAAAAAAUUAAUCAUUCUUCUGAAUGGCCUGGCUAUUCUGUCAGUCGGUAGGUUACGUGGAGUUUUUUUAUAUUUGUAUUUGUAUUUUUUUUAAAAAGUACAAUAAAACAAGAAUAAGAAGCGACUCCCCGGGUCACAGACUUCCUGGAGAAGUUUGUUGAUACGGAGUGGGCGUCAGAUUAUGACAUUAUAUCCUGAUUCUCUGUAGCGACCGGGUACUGUUUAUUAUUGAACAAACAGGAAGGGAGGUUAAUGGCAGCGCACAAAGUGGGUUUGUCUUAGGACUGAUACUCUGUAACCCGAGCACUUUCUUUGAACUGACAUGGAUUUCAUGUAAUCGGAUAAAUCCUGUUUCUACCUCACCAGAAUUUAAGACCGUACCGUUUAAAACAAGACUCCUGGGAAGCGUCGAUGAUGUAAAGUGAACCACCAGAGCAACUAAGAAACUUAAAUCAAUUCAUGUAUUCAUUUUUUAAAAAAAAAAUCUUGCUUAAAAUAUAAAAUGUGCUACUAGUUUUGAACAUAGUUGUAUUACAGAGAUUUGUUUUUUAAGGGAAGACCAACGGCACAUAAGUAUAUGAAAAGGGUUAUUUGCCUUUUCAGCAAGUUUGAGGACUAACUUUGUGGAAAACGACGUUUGUAUGGUUUAGGAACAAGACGUGCUUAAACAGUAAGGACAAUGAUAAUGUACGGAAGGAGGAACAGAACAAAACUACUAUUGCUUCUCGCAGCGUUUGCGAUUGGGUAUAUAAUCUUUCACAGGAAUACUGUCAAUGACUUGGGGGGUGCUGCUGUGAAGAGGGGUGUAGAUGGAAAGGAACAUUUGGUUCAAGGAGACGAACUCGAGAGAUUGAAAAAAACGGUGUACGAAAAACCUCCACUGGACCUUAAUAACUUGGGUGAGAUGGGGACACCUGUAAAACUGAACUUGGAAGGAGAGGAAAAAAAGAAAGAACAGGAGAGCAUUGAAAAGCAUCAGAUUAAUAUUUAUGUAAGCGAAAAGAUAUCGCUGCACCGCAGGUUGCCAGAGAGAUGGAAUCCUCUGUGCAAACAGAAACAGUAUGAUUAUCGCAGUCUGCCAACUACAUCUGUUGUAAUAGCAUUUUACAAUGAAGCCUGGUCCACUUUGCUACGCACAGUGCACAGUGUGCUGGAGACCUCUCCGGAUAUCCUGCUCAGGGAAGUCAUCCUGGUCGACGACUACAGUGAUAGAGAACAUUUAAAGCAGCCUCUAGAAGAAUACAUUUCCUCCCUGAGGAAAGUGCGUCUUGUUCGAGCAAGGAAGAGAGAAGGGCUGGUCAGAGCUCGGUUGCUAGGCGCUUCAAUAGCGACGGGGGAUGUGUUGACGUUCCUAGACUGUCACUGUGAGUCUCACGAAGGCUGGUUGGAGCCGCUGCUUGAGAGAAUAAAGGAAGAAGAGACGGCAGUGGUGUGCCCAGUGAUCGAUGUGAUUGACUGGAAUACCUUCCAGUACCUGGGGAACCCUGGGGAGCCCCAGAUUGGAGGGUUUGACUGGAGGCUGGUCUUCACCUGGCAUGUGGUCCCAGAACGUGAGCAGAAACUAAGAAGAUCCCCCAUUGAUGUCAUCAGGUCUCCAACUAUGGCUGGAGGCUUGUUUGCCGUCAGUAAGAAGUAUUUUGAGUAUCUGGGUACCUACGAUACAGGAAUGGAAGUCUGGGGAGGAGAGAACCUGGAAUUCUCUUUCAGGAUCUGGCAGUGUGGUGGAAGCUUGGAGAUUCAUCCAUGCUCUCAUGUAGGCCAUGUGUUCCCCAAACAAGCCCCAUAUUCCCGGAGCAAGGCUUUGGCUAACAGUGUCCGCGCUGCAGAGGUGUGGAUGGGUUCUUACAAAGAGCUCUAUUACCACAGGAACCCCCACGCCCGCCUGGAGCCGUUCGGGGAUGUAACCGAGAGAAAAAAACUCAAAGAGAAACUUGGAUGUAAAGAUUUUAAGUGGUACUUAGAAAAUAUUUACCCAGAUAUCCACGUACCACAAGACCGACCAGGAUUUUUUGGCAUGCUGAAGAACAAAGGGAUGGCCAAUUAUUGCUUUGACUAUAACCCACCUGAUGAGCACAACAUUGCUGGUCAGAGAGUUAUCCUGUAUCCUUGUCAUGGCAUGGGUCAGAACCAGUUCUUUGAAUACUCGACUUACAACGAGAUCCGGUACAACACCCGGGAGCCAGCCGGCUGUAUCGCAGUGAAUUCUGGGACAGAUUACUUGACAAUGCAACUGUGCAGAACAGCUGAGCAGGAUGUCCCCGAGGAUCAGAAGUUUAUCUUAAGAGAGGAUAGCACCUUCUACCAUGUCCAGACCAAGAAGUGCCUGCAAGCUGUCGAUGAGUCAUACAAAGGUAGCCCGGCUCCUGUGUUGAAGCCCUGCACGGAUUCCGACUUGCAGAAAUGGUUUUUCCAGGAGAGAACAUAACAAGAACUCCUCCUUACAAACAAAUGUGUGCUCAGAGGAGCUACAUCCUAAUGCUGUUUGGUUUGUGUACAUGAAAUGGCAGCUACAGUCUUUGUUAGAUAUUUUUACACAUUUUUCAUUAUCGUAUCUUAUUUGUGGAUAUAUAAAAAACCCUAGUUUGUCAGGAGACAUGUAGACAUGAUACUGCUUUAAACCUUUUCUAUUUAAAAAUCAGCUUGUAAACUGGAGAUAUAUUCAUAUUGAGCAGUCCUUUCAAAAUUCACUCAUUUCAAAGGCAUCCCAGCGAUAGUGUCACCAAGGUUAUGAGCACUGUUCUAAAUAAUGAUAUUUGGUUUGUAAUGUGGGGCUCACCGUAUUUGAACCAAGAGUACAUGUAAGAAUGUGGGUAGUUCAUCCAGAACUAUAAAACACCCAUGGCAGUAUAUUUAGUUAUACUAAAAGAAACCUGUGUCAUUCAAUGACAAAUGUUUUGAACAAAACUCGGUUGUAAUUGGUUAAUAGAUUGAAUUCUACCCAACUGAAAAACAUUUGCUGUUUAAUUCAAACUUCACUUAAUAUAUUACAUUGGAACGGUAAUAAUACAGAGUAGUUGGACACUUCUUGCUGCUUUUUUUUUUUUUUUUUGGUUUGGUUUGUUAUGUUACACUUCAGUCAGUUGGAGAGUCAUGGCUCAAACUGCGUUUACAAUUGUGUGUCACUAAAGAAUAUACCUCCUGGGUAAACAGAACCAGAACCUACUUUUUAUUCCCAUUCUGCUCAAUGUAUUGUGCUUACGAAUGUGCACGUUUAGCUCGUUCGUUUGUUUAAAGUAGGGAGCCACAUCCUUUUAUACUGAUUAUCCUGAAACAGAAAAGAGGUGCUGUACGGCUUGCUGAAUUUGUAAAAGGAUAUGGAGUAUUUAUCUUCAGCAGAGCUAGUUCUGCUAGUUAUGUUGAUAGCAAGUGCAAUUCAUUUUCAAGUAACUGAUUUUGGGGUUGGGAAUAGGGUAUAAUGGUCUCGCACUAAUCUCCAGCAAUGUCUACAAAACAGCUGUUAAUAUCAGGAAUCGUAGCAUUAUCUUAGAGGAGCAAAUCUUAUGGAAAAUGCCUUUUGAAAGAGUCGAAUCUGUAUGCAAAUCUUCUGUGCUGUCAGUCCAGCCCCUAUCACGGGCACUUCUAAUUUGUAAAAAUAAUUAGUGUGAACUUUAUUAUUUACUUGCUACUGUACUGGGUCCAAUUUCUGUUCUGUUUCCUCCAUUGGAAAGUUUGGCACUAGUUGUGCUUUCCUGCUGUUUUUAGGAGCAGUUCACAUUAAAAGCAUUUGGUUAAAAAAAGAACCAAAGAUUGGGCCCCAGUGUGUCAUUUUGUGACAGACUGUAUUGAAUAGGCCAUCUUAUUUUCCUGCCCUUAUGUUGUGCUGUCACUGCUAUUUUUGGGGAGGUGAUACACACCAAUUGGGCCUAAGUGACCUAGAUAAAUAUAUAGUUGCUGCUAUACUACUCCACAUGAGUUUUAACUGAAGAGUUUUGUAAUUGCACUUUCCAGGUCUCCUGUUAUCUUGACCCAGGGGUCUCUAACCCUGGUCCUAGAGAGCCACGGGGUCUUCUGGUUUUCAUUCCAACCAAUUUCUCAAUUACUUAAUUGGACCAAUUAUUGGCUUAAUUAGUCAGCAUAAGACAUGCAGAAUUGGAGCUGUCCAGGACCAGGGUUGGAGAACCCUGUCUUCACCUCAUCUCUAUUCUGUGAUGUCACAGACCCCAGCUGACCCCUACUUAAUACAAACACAGAGUGGAGGUUCUCGGUAGGUUCAUUUAAGGAGAAUCGAAGCUUGAACACCUGAAAAAGGAGUUGUUUGAGCCACAGGUUGAUGAUGGUGAUGAUAGUAAUAAUAAGAAUUUGAGUAAUUUAUCAUUUGUUUGUAAAGGUAUCUGGUCUGAAUGGUGUGGAAUAAUUCUUAGGUGUACCCUUCCAUUUAUGAAUUGUAUUAGAAUACUAUACUGUCUAAUUAUCGUUUUCACAGGACAUUUCCAGUUGUCAUUUAUUCAGUUUGGUGGGACAGAGCCACAAGGAGGUAAAAAAAAAGAGACUUCUAUUGAACAUCAUCAAUGUGCCUAAAAAAAUACAUUAAGUAUAAUUAAGAGAUCUGUGUUUCCUGACCACCAAAAUAUGGUUGAGUUGUUAAAGGGUGUAACAUUAUGAAUUGUGUAUUAAAUGUCCUGUGUGGCCACCAUGCAAUCUUAAUGUUGUUGUUGUUUUUUUUUUUUUUUUUUUAAUUUAUUCGUCCCAAUUUGAAAUGCCCAUUGUAUUUAGGCUCAGCCCACCGCUACCACCCCUGCGCUGACUUGUCCUCCGAAGCGUGUGCCGUCAGCCUACCGCUUUUCGCUCUGUAGGCCAGCCAUGCAGCCAGCCCAGAGCUACAGUGUCAGGACAACGCAGCUUACAGGCAAGCCCUCAGGUGCCCGGCCAGUCUACAGGGGUCACUGGUGCGUGCUGAGCUGAGGACACCCUGGCCAACCUAAGCCCUCCCCCCUGGGUGGCGCUUGGUCAAUUGUGCGCUGCCCCCUAGGAGCUCACGUCCACAGUCGGCAGUGUAAUAGCCUGGACUCGAACCGGCGACCUCCAGGCUAUAGGGCGCAUCCUGCACUCCACAAGGAGCGCCUUUACUGGAUGCGCCUUUCAGGAGAAUUAAUGGGUUAUUUUUAUGUGAUAUUUGUGAAGCUGUAUAUUGGCAAAAUGAAUCUGUCACUGCCCGUGAUUGUUUUUGACUACAUUUCACAUCAGAUCAGAUGUAUUUCGAUGAUAAAACUUGUUAAUCAUGCACACAGAUGAAGUGUCCAUAAGCGUCUCUAAAAUCAUGACAUCUAGUUCUCAACAUAAAAUAAAUAUAUAUAUAUAUAUAUAUAUAUAUAAUAUAUAUAUAUAUAUAUAUUACAGAGAUAAAAUGCCUGUUGCAGAUGUAAAUACCGGCAUCCUAAAACCUUUAAACCUGAUAUAUUGCAGGGGAAAAGUGGGAGAUAAAUAGGUGACGGUAUUUAAGUAAUUUAAAAUAUACUUGUUGAGCAUUUGAAGUAUGUUUUUUUGCACUAUAGCAAUCAUUUGUUGCUUUUGAAUCUGUGCUUUUGUUUGAUGUAAUGUGAACUUGAGUUUGUAUCUGAAGGGUCUGUUUUCUACACUGUUAUCUUUUCUUCUACAAAACACUCCUCCAGCUGAAAGUAAUGCUUCUUAACUAAUCCUGGCACUAUAUUUAAGUGAGGACACUUGACUCGAGAAGCAAACAGGAAACUCAAGUGUGAUUUGAAGCCGUUUCGCUGUGAUGUUUAUAGUUUUGUGUUUUAAAGUGGCCUUAACAAAUAUGAAGUAUUUCAGCUUAACUAGAUUUUUUUUUUAAUAUCUGAAAUUAUAUUUUUAUUGGGUAAUACAUGCAAAGACUAAAAUAAUUACAGAUUUUAUUUUCUUCCAAACAGUAGAUUGGGUGGUUUUUACAAAGACUAUAAUUUAAUUUUUAAACUUGAAUAAAAUAAAUAAAGUAAACCAUCUGAAAA